Molecule: messenger RNA, 1409 nt
Organism: Sphaerodactylus townsendi
Lineage: Eukaryota; Metazoa; Chordata; Lepidosauria; Squamata; Sphaerodactylidae
Gene: UBXN1
Product: UBX domain protein 1
Exons: 10
Coding region: 87-1079 (330 amino acids)
Molecular function (GO): protein binding
Source: RefSeq, a predicted model, not a curated record
UAGAACGGGACGACGUUGGAGGACUUUCCAGGAAUGAGUUGCCACUGAUCUGCCAUAAUAAUGAGACAUGGCCAUGGAGAGCGGUCAUGGUUCAUUGGCAGAGCCGUUGCUUUUCACGUAGAAAGACCCAGGUUCAGGCACCCGGUUUGCUGCCGCCGUUCACGAUGGAGUGCACAGCCCUGGAGAGCCUCAUUGAGAUGGGCUUCCCCCAGAACAGAGCAGAGAAGGCACUGGCCCUGACAGGGAACCAGGGCAUUGAGCAAGCAAUGGAUUGGCUAAUGGAACAUGAGAAUGAUCCAGACCUGGAUGAGCCAUACGUACCACCCCAGGGCCCUGUGCUGAGCACGGAGGAGCCUCCUGAGGGAAGGACACCUGAGGCGGUACAAGGCGAAACAGAUCCCACGUUAGAGGCAUUAGGUGAGGACGAUAACCGGCGCCCCCUGAGUGAAGAAGAGAAACGGGAACAGACAAAGAGGAUGAUGGAGCUGAUCUCUCAGAAGCAGCGGGAGCGAGAGGAGCGGGAGAAACGGGAGAGCAUCGAGCGGGAGAAGCAGCGCCGGAAGCAGGGCCAGGAGCUCUCCCUCAUCCGCCAGAAGCUGCAGGAGGACGAGAUGAAGAAGCUGGCAGAAGACAGGCGCAAGGAGAAGAUGGAGGAGAAGCUGGCCAAGCAGCGAGUGCGAGAGAAGAUUGAACGAGACAAGGCCGAGAGAGCCAAGAAGUUUGGUGGCUGCAGCAGCUCUUCUCAAGCAUCCUCUCCCCCCGAGCCCGUUGCCCCCGCACUGGUUCCCUCUUCACCAAGCCAGGAACCCCCUGUCAAGCGAGAGUAUGAUCAGUGCAGGAUACAGGUGAGGCUGCUGGACGGGACGUCACUCACGCAGACCUUCAGAGCCAAAGAGCAGCUAGCGGCCGUCCGGCUCUACGUGGAGCUGAAUCGCAAGGACGGCGAUGAAGAGCCCUUCAUCCUCCUCACUAGCUUCCCCCGACGCGUCUUCACUGAGGAAGACAUGGAGAAGCCCUUGCAGGAGCUGGGUCUGGUGCCUUCAGCUGUGCUGAUUGUUGCCAAGAAGGGGAACAGCUGAAAAGGGGAUCCCGUUUGCACUCUCAACCUUGGUCUCCGCCCUCCUCCCUUUGCAGCUGCUGGAGGUGAAUCUCUCUUUUCCUUGUGCUCCACCUUCGGGGGGAUGGCUGCCCCACAACCCCCACCAUGGUUUUCCAACCAGCUCUGACCGCAGAGACUCCGAAAGCAGUGACAUCACUCGGGCUGGGAUUCAGAAUCAAUGAUGCUUGGAGGCAGGAGGGUAAUAGAGGAGUUUGUCCCACCCCCCCCACCCUCUCGGUGCAGCAGGGCAGUGUUGCAACUUGGCUGCCCUCUGGGGGCUGCACCACGAAUAAAAAACCUUUCUCUUCUG